Messenger RNA from Ochotona curzoniae (black-lipped pika), 1581 nucleotides. RefSeq names its product prostaglandin-E(2) 9-reductase-like. Gene Ontology annotation, molecular function: aldose reductase (NADPH) activity; steroid dehydrogenase activity; ketosteroid monooxygenase activity. The transcript has 10 exons. Gene Ontology annotation, cellular component: cytosol. Bases 372 to 1343 code for a protein of 323 amino acids. Lineage: Eukaryota; Metazoa; Chordata; Mammalia; Lagomorpha; Ochotonidae. The record is from RefSeq and is a predicted model, not a curated record. Gene Ontology annotation, biological process: steroid metabolic process.
UGCAGUUGGUAUGGAUGACACGAAGGUGUGGAGAGAACAGCUCCCCUGUUGGUAAGGCCGUGAGGAGACUCCAGCUAUGUGACAAGCCCUGGCGGAUGUCUCUCCGACCACUUCAAUGCAGUUUCACCCCCAUUUUUGCAUGGACACUCAAUCACCCCACCAAGAAUUCUGUAAUCUGUUGAGGCAUUGUUGUCUGCCCCUGUGAGACGGCUUUUGCAACUGAUGUGAGCUUGGGAGUUAAUGGUAUUGAUGAUGUCUUGCUCCUAAGAAGGCAGAAGAUAUAAACAGAAGGUGUUUGAGCAGGCUACAGAUCUGAGAAGGCAGAAUUAAUAAACAAAAGGCAUUUGGCCAGGCCACAGAUUUCAAAGGCAAUGGAUCUGAAACACCAGCGUGUGGCAUUAAAUGAUGGUCAUUCCAUUCCUGUGCUGGGAUUUGGCACCUUUGCUUCUUCAGAGAAUCCUAAGAGUGAGGCUGUGGACGCCAUCAGAAAAGCUAUAGAUGCUGGAUUUCGCCAUAUUGAUGCUGCUUAUGCCUACCAAAAUGAGGAAGAAGUUGGCCAGGCCAUCCGUAGCAAGAUUGCAGAUGGCACUGUGAAAAGAGAAGACAUAUUCUACACUUCUAAGCUUUGGUCCACUUUCCAUCGACCAGAGCUGGUUCGAACAUGCUUGGAACAGUCACUGAAAAAACUUCAACUGGACUAUAUUGAUCUCUAUAUUAUUCACUUCCCAGUACCUAUGAAGCCUGGUGAGGAUAUAGUUCCAAAAGAUGAAAACGGAAAAGUAAUAUUUGACACAGUGGAUCUCUGUGCCACUUGGGAGGCCAUGGAAAAGUGCAAGGAUGCAGGGCUGGUGAAGUCCAUCGGGGUUUCCAACUUCAACCGCAGACUGUUGGAGAUGAUUUUGAACAAGCCAGGCCUCAAGUACAAGCCUGUCUGCAACCAGGUGGAAUGUCAUCUGUAUCUCAACCAGAGCAAACUGUUGAACUUCUGCAAAUCCAAAGGCAUUGUUCUUGUUGCCUAUAGUGCUCUGGGAUCACACCGACUUCCACAAUGGGUGGAUCAGAAUUCCCCAGUACUACUGGAAGACCCAGUGAUUUCUGCCAUGGCCAAAAAGCAUAAACGAUCUCCAGCCCAGAUUGCCCUUCGCUACCAGCUGCAGCGUGGGGUGGUGGUCCUGGCCAAGAGCUUCAAUGAGAAGCGGAUCAAGGAGAAUGCCCAGAUUUUUGACUUUGAAUUGCCUUCAGAGGAUAUGAAAACACUAGAUGGCUUGGAUAAAAAUCUUCGCUAUUCUCACCUUGAAUUUGGUAUUGGACAUCCAAAUUACCCAUUUUCUGAUGAAUAUUAACAUGGAAGACUUUUUUUCUGGGAUCUACCCCAAAUCUAAGUGCAUCAUGCUUCAGGAGACGCGUCGGAUUCCGACGACUCGGCACCUCACUUCGGGUUCAUCUAUGAAGCUUCACAACUCACUCUGGGCUAUAGCCGUAUCCACAGGCAUAGUCACGGCAAUCAUUUUUUUUUUAUCACUUUAUAAAAAUUUUUAAAUGCUGAUUUAUUAAAGCUUCUUAUCUUCCAUUGUGUCUGCU